UGUCUAGUUUGUUUUCUACCUUUAAACAUGAAGAUUUUACUAAUUAUUCUCAUCUUACACAAUGUUAACGCUUUAGAUCCGGCAGCUUAUGGAAACCCUUCCGGUCAACUUUCUACUCAGGACCCGGUGCCGAACCUAGAGUAUCAAGCUAGAUAUACUAUAAAUGUGCUCAAUAGGAAUGGAAACCAACUAGAUAUCAGCAUGAGACUUAAAGAUGCUCAGAAUAAACUAAUAACAUUUCAAGCCAGAAAACGAGAAGGACAUUUCACCAACUAUCAGGAAAUAACUUUAUUCGAUUUAUUUACGUUUUUAAUCUUUUUUUUUCAAACACAUUGUCCUUCUACCCUGUUCAAAAUGAUGCCUGUGCAGGGUGUUGCAAAAAAAUCUAAAUUGGAAACAUCGCUUAGGAUUAGUUUUGUAAUUUGUAACUUUUUAAACUCUGAAAUUGUACCUGUUAACCCUAAGAAACUCCACCAUAUCGUCAGCGUUAUUUCUAUUCAAUAAAUGAAACAAAGACGAUCUCUAUCUGCUUUAAAUUGUUAUGAUUAUGAACGUAUAAAGAAGUUUCAUUUUGUAUAACCCGGUUUUUGUCCUUGCUUAAAAUUAUCAUCAAAGCUAAAGUAGUAAAUGUACGCAUACUAUCAAUUUAUGCCAAAUUACUACUUGAAAUGAUGUCAGAUGUUCGAUGGCAAUAUAAGAUGGAUGCAUGCCGGU
Messenger RNA from Eurytemora carolleeae, 714 nucleotides. RefSeq lists its product as uncharacterized. The transcript is spliced from 4 exons. The record is from RefSeq and is a predicted model, not a curated record. Lineage: Eukaryota; Metazoa; Arthropoda; Copepoda; Calanoida; Temoridae. The coding region runs from base 28 to 504 and encodes 158 amino acids.